Molecule: messenger RNA, 3972 nt
Organism: Elaeis guineensis (African oil palm)
Lineage: Eukaryota; Viridiplantae; Streptophyta; Magnoliopsida; Arecales; Arecaceae
Source: RefSeq, a predicted model, not a curated record
CUGGAAUCCUCUCACCCCUCCUUUGAAAGCUCACCCAAUCCUUCAGAAAGCAAAGCACAGAAUAAAGUACAAAUGCUGCUGGAAGCAAAGCCAGUUUCCAAACAAAGACCUGACUAACUCCGAUCCCCAGAUUCCCCUUCUGUCCUUUCUCCUCCCCCUCUACGAUCAACUUUUAACAAGCUCCCAAUCAAAACGAGAGAGAGAGAGAGUUUAGGGUCCGAUGUCCUGCCCGGCGAAGGCGUUCCACUACAAUGGGACGCUGUGCGCCUGCGAGCCGGGGUAUUAUUACAUGGCGAACGGGAAUUGCGUCCUCUUCGAGGUCCCGGGGGGCGGCGGAAAUUGGGAGGUGAGCUCCGGGAUCGCGCCGGAGCCGACCUUCCUCAUGACGGUGCUCCCCCUCGAGAACAUCAAGCGGUUUACCCAGUCUCAGGCCGUGCUGCUCGAGGCCACCCUCGUCGUGCUCGUCCUUUGGCUCGCCUUCUGCUUGGCGAUCCGAUUCGGGAAGGUGGACGGCGGUAAGAGCAUCUGGUUUCGGCUUCGAUGGUGGAUCAGUCGCCUUGAUUUCUUCUUUGAUACAAAGCAUUGGCUGGAUGACCAAAAGGUGGUAGUGAAGAGGAAAACGGAGCUGGGGGGAACAUUUUCUGUAGCCAGCUGGAUACUAUUUGUUGGUCUAUUAUCAGCAUUGCUAUACCAGGUUAUCACCAAAAGAAGUAUUGAGGUGCAUAGGGUCAGACCAGCUAAUGCUCCAGAUCUGCUAUCAUUUGUCAAUGACUUGGAAUUUAAUAUAACCACGAUUUCUAGCAUGAGUUGUACACAAUUACGUGGUCUUGAUACCUUGGUAAUUGGCACUCCAGGUUUCAUUGACUACAGAGUCUUCCCUCUUUCAACCUAUGUAAGUUAUAAUUGCCAAAACACAAGCAGGGGUCCAACUAUUUCUCUUAAAUGCAACAGUUGUCAGAUUCCUCGAAGAAACCAUUACAUUUCAUGGCAAUUUGUGGACCUUCCAAAUGAUCCUGCCAUUGCUGUUGGUUUUCAGUUCAAUCUUACAGCAAAGGAUCAUGGUGAUGACAGACAUGUGAGUUUUGUUAGUGGUACAAUGAAAUCAGAGAGCUAUACAAACAAUAAGCCGAAAACUUUCAGGGGCCCAGAUUUGAAUAUAUUGAAAAUUCAUUUGUUCCCUCAGGCAUAUCAUAACAAGCAUAACUUAAAACUCAUACAGCCAUUGCUUCAUGAUUUCAUUCCUGGGUCAUCUUUUUCGGAGGCUAGUGAUCUCCAAGUCUCUCUUCAAACUCCCAAGGAUGGAUUGAUCAAUACUACACUGUAUAUCAGCUAUCUUUCUGAUUAUAUCAUGGAGAUUGACCAUGAAAAUGUUAUGAGCCCUGUGAGUUUCCUUGCGGAUGUUGGUGGUCUUUAUGCAAUUAGCCUUGCAAUUUUCCUUUACUCACUGUUGCAAUGUGAGGCCAGGAUAAAAAGACUGCAUUAUGAGGAUAAUGUAAUGCGAAAUAUUCGAAGUCGGAGACGUGCUCAACGAAAUUGGGAUAAGUUAAGGAAAUAUGUUAUGUACACAUGGGGCCCAAGCAAUUUGGAUGGCAAUAACACAAGCAGCAAAAGAUACACACUCCAGGGAAUUGGAUCCUUACACAAAAAAAGGCAGCCAAGUAGAAAUACUUCAUGUCUUGACAAAAAUUUUGGCAUUCCUGAUGAAAUGAAUGUUGUACCGAUGGCUGUCCUAACUGAAAGAGUCAAAUCAAGUUUAGCAGGUAGUAUGGUGAAUUCUGAUGGUACAAUCCCAGAUUCAAGAGGUGAAAGGCUUCUUAAGGUCCUGGGACAGGAAAUGCUUGAUGUCAGAGUUGAAGGACAAAAUCAAAGAUCAAAUGAUUUGUGCACGGGAAGCACCUCACAACCUCAAUAAAUUGUCGCAACAAUAACAAAUAGCUCUCACUUUACCCUGCUUUCAAGUGGCUUCUCUCUCGGAAUGGUGACUCUGUUGCAGUUUGGUCUAAUGAAUGAUAUGACACUACAACAUCUGAUCCUUACCAUCCACAAUCCGUUUAUGGUAUUUCUCAUAUAUCAAGACUCAAGUCCUCUUUAAGACAUUAAGUUUUGAGCUCCAUAAUGUAGCUAGGCUUUGGCACAUGCUCUCUUAGCAUUAGAAAUAUGGAAGACAUCAUAUAAACUAGCUAGUGUUGGUGGCAGAGCAACUCUAUAAGCUACCUUACCGAGUCUUUUUAAUAUCUCAAUGGACCUACAGACCUAGCACUUAACUUGCCUUAAUUUCCAAACCUCACAAUAUCCUCUAUAGGUGACACUUAAUACAUGAUCACCCAUCUAAAACUCUAGUUUCUGCCUCCUCACAUCCACAAAGGUCUUCUAUCUACUCUGACCCAUGUAAAGUCACUCUCUAAUUAAUUGAAUCUAUUCCACUACAUGUUGUACAAGCUCAAGUCCUAACAACCUCUCACCUACAUGAGCCUAAUAGAUAGGUGAUUGACAUUUUCUUUCAUAUAAUGCCUCAUAAGGUGCCAUUUGAAUGCAAGUCUGGAGCUAUCAUUACAAGCAAAAUCCAUCAGAGGUAGAUGCUAAUUAUACAAUCCUUUCAAAUCAAUAUAGCACGUGUUCUCAAUAUAUCCUCCAAGAUUUGAAUAGUCCUUUUUGACUGACUAUCGGCCCAUGGGUGGAAAGUAGUAUGGAAGUUUAGCUUAGUCCCAAAAGCCUUAUUCAAGGUCUUCAACAAUUGCAAUACAAAUCUAGUAUCACUAUCUUAUAUAAUGGUUAUAGAAAUGCCGUGCAGCUUCACAAUUUCUUUUAUCUAUAUUCUAAUUUUUGAGACUAAGACCAACUUUGAUAGGUAGAAAGUAUGCAUACUUCAUCACUUUGUCCACAAUCAUCCAACUACAUUUGCACUAGGAGUUGGGUAACUUAGAUAAAAAAUCCAUACGACUUCCACAUUGGAAUGUCAAGAGGCUAAUGGUCCUAUUAGCCUUGAGUUCUCUGUUUUAACCUAUUGACAUACUAAGCAUUGAGCCACAAACUAAGUAGUCAGCCUCUUCAUGUUAUUGGACCAGUAUGAGGGAUGGCAAUGGGUUGGGUAUGGGUCAGGUUAGCUAAUAUCCGUACCCGCCUCGCAAUUAAAAAUUUCAUAUCCAUACCGGCUUUGUACCCGCCUUGAAUUGGGUCAAAUAGAGGUGCAGAUCGGAUCCGGUCGGAUAAAUAAGAGGGAUCAGGUCGGGUUGGGUGAGGAAUAUAUCAUGUAAAUAUUAUAAAAUAAUUAUAAUUGUGAAAAGGGGAUUUAGAUUAAGGUUAUAUUAGGUUGGAUUUAGGAUGGGGCGUAGUAUUAUCCAUACCCGAUCCAAACUUGCUUUGGAUAUUUUUUUUCCUAGAAUCCAUAUUCAUCUCGGAUUUUAAUCAAAUCGGAUAAAAUCCACCUCAUUCUGAUCGGGUCGGGUACUUGAUGGGUUGGUGAAAAUUGUCAUCCUAGUACAAUGCCUUCAAAUCUUUUAUACAUUUUAGAACCUCCAGUGUAUACUAGUAUCUUGUUUGAUGAGUUUCUUAAAAUCUUGCUAUUUAAUUUUGAAUCCAUUUGGCACAGCCUAUUCCCAAAUCUCAAAGAACCAUCCUCAUGGCUCCAAAAUUUAGACUGAUCACCUAACUCCAUUGGAUUUUGGAUCCUUAACAGUUGAGGAUCAUUAUUUUGAGCAAUUUUAAUUCUUGCAAUUAGUGUAGGCUAGACUUGAGAGCUAGCCUAUGAAAGAUUAGUGUUCUGUAAGGCAAUCAUAUAGAUAAUGUGAUGGAAUUUUUUUGUGUUAUCUUCUUACUCAUGUACAUGAUAUUGAUUAUUUGAUAAUAAUAAGAGGCAUUGUGUUUCAUCAUAUACGAUAUCUUAUUUCGUUUAUGACUUAAUUAAGAUUAUAAUGAACCCCAUAGAUUAGGGCAAUGACUUUAGGACCAUCAUGAGAUCAUGCUAGUGAGACU